CCCCACAAAGAUCGACUGUACGCACUGGAAGUCAUCCAUUCAAUAUAUCGUUCAACAACAUCAUAGCACAUUAUGGCAGAGGUUGCAAAUCAGCAAUCAAUGGACGAGAAGGAUGUCAACACCAUCAAUGCAGGUAAUGCUGAGAAGGAUGGCCUUCAUGAAGUUGCCAGCAUGGAACCAGAGAUCGAUCCGCACAAGGAGAAGAUCCUGCUGGCGAAGUUGGACCUCUUCUUCACGCCUGUCAUCAUGCUGGUGUAUCUGUCUUGCUUCCUUGACCGAUCAAACAUCGGAAACGUGAAAGUUGCUGGAAUGCCAGAGGAUAUUGGUGCGACAGACCAACAAUUUUCCACUGCUGUCUCCAUCUUUUACGCAACUUAUGUGACAUUCGAAACGCCAUUUGCGAUCCUCCUCAAAAAGUUGACCCCACGUCUCCUAUUGACAAGCCUCUGCGUCGUUUGGUCCUUGACAACUAUAUUCUCAGGCUUCAUUCACAACGUUGGUGGUUUAUAUACCAGUCGCUUAAUUCUCGGUGCUUGUGAAGCCGGCCUCUUUCCCAGUCUUACCUUGUAUCUUACAAUGGUGUACCGAAGAGAGGAGCAAGCUAAGAGAGUCGCAUAUCUCUUCAGUUGCACCGCACUAGCUGGAGCUUUUGGUGGUUUAGCUGCAUAUGGUCUUUUGCAAAUGGACGGGGUUGCCAAUUAUGCGGGAUGGCGCUGGGUAUACAUUAUCGAAGGCGUCUUCAGCAUGGUAAUCGCAGUCGUUGUCUGGUUUGGCUUGCCAAGCAAUCCGGCUGAGGCCUGGUUCUUGAAUGCUGAACAGAAAGAGAUGAUGAGAAUCCGUAAUCAACAGCGGGCUCAAUACAUGGGUAGUGAAGAGCUUGACUGGCAGGAGGUUCGCAUCGCCUUCAAAGAUCCCAAAUUGUAUCUCAGCGGAGCCAUUCAGUUCUGCCAGGAUAUCCUGUUGUACGGAUUCUCCACAUUCCUACCCGCCAUUCUGAAGGGAGCCGGGUAUGAUACUUUGCAGAGUAACUACCUGACAGUCCCGGUAUAUUUGUUCGGUGCUGCUGCUUUCAUUGCCGCCGCGAUCAUCUCAGACAGGCUCAGCCUGCGGUCUCCCUUUAUUCUUUUCGCGAAUGUUUUCGGGAUUGUCGGGUACAUCAUCCUCCUUACCGUGUCAACAGAUGGCGUUCGAUAUUUCGCAACCUUCCUCUGUGCCGUCGCUGUUUACAAUGGUCCAGGGUUAAACGUAACCUGGAUCAAUGUCAAUGUGGCGCCGCAUUAUAGAAGAGCCACUACGAUUGGAUUCCAACAAACCAUUGCCAAUACAGCAGGAAUUGUGGCUGGUCAAAUAUACAGGAAGUCUCCAUACAAGCUAGGCCACAGUUUCUCCCUGGGAGCACUGUGCGUGUCACAACUUUUGAUCGUGGUCAAAAUGUUGUACAUUAAAUGGUGGAACACUAGGAAGGAGAAGAUUUCGAGGGGCGAAAUCGAGGAUACUCGCAGAUACAAGACAGGAGACAGAGAGCUUGACUUCAAAUAUCAUUUGUAGGAGGGCAUGUAGAUGAAAAAGAUGGUCAGAAGCAGAGCGACCUUUGGGUGGAAGAGGUAGGAUGCCAAAAUGCGAAAUGAACCAUUGAUAUUUCGCCGUAUUUUAGAACGGCGGACCAGAUGGAGUCAGACUGCAACUUUCAUGGUCGGUCCAAGAUUUUGUUCAGCAACC
Molecule: messenger RNA, 1719 nt
Organism: Exophiala oligosperma
Lineage: Eukaryota; Fungi; Ascomycota; Eurotiomycetes; Chaetothyriales; Herpotrichiellaceae
Exons: 6
Coding region: 73-1548 (491 amino acids)
Biological process (GO): transmembrane transport
Cellular component (GO): membrane
Molecular function (GO): transmembrane transporter activity
Source: RefSeq, a predicted model, not a curated record